CCCAGCCGACAAAAAAAAAAAAAAAAAAAGGAAAAAAACAAAGCCAACCGAAAAAAAAACCUCGGGGGGGGAGUCGUGGGGGGGGUCCUGAGAACAUCUUAUAAACCGGAUUGCACUGAGAGGAGGAAAAAAAAAAGCAAAAAAGAUACAAAAUAUACAAGCAAAAGGCAACAAUUCCCCGGUCUCCAGCAGUCGCCCACCCUCCCUUUCCUUCUCUCCUGCUGGCCAUCUGCCUUGGGUUCUCCUUUGUGUCUGAUCUCUUACUACUGAGCCGAGCGCAGGCGGAGGGUGCACCACACGCAGGGACUAUGCCCAGCUCGCUUUUUGCAGACAUGGAGAGGAACGGGAGCGGCGGCGGCGGCGGUGGUGGUGGUGGUGGCGGGGGAGAGACCCUGGAUGACCAAAGAGCCCUUCAGAUCGCCCUGGAUCAGCUCUCCCUGCUGGGGCUGGACAACGACGAGACGGGCUCCAUUUACGACAACGAGCCUCGGAAAAAGAGCGUGAACAUGACUGAAUGCGUCCCGGUGCCCAGCUCGGAACAUGUCGCUGAGAUAGUGGGGAGACAAGGUUGUAAAAUCAAAGCUCUGCGGGCAAAGACCAACACCUACAUCAAGACCCCGGUUCGCGGGGAGGAGCCGCUCUUUGUUGUGACGGGCAGAAAGGAAGAUGUGGCCAUGGCCCGCAGGGAGAUCAUCUCUGCGGCCGAGCACUUCUCCAUGAUCCGAGCCUCGCGGAACAAGAACACAGCCCUGAACGGCACCGUUCCCGGCCCCCCGAACCUGCCCGGCCAAACCACCAUCCAGGUGCGGGUGCCUUAUCGCGUGGUGGGCUUGGUUGUGGGGCCCAAGGGGGCCACCAUCAAGCGCAUCCAGCAGCAGACGCACACGUACAUCGUGACCCCGAGCCGGGACAAGGAGCCGGUCUUCGAGGUGACGGGCAUGCCAGAGAACGUGGACCGGGCCCGGGAGGAGAUCGAGGCACACAUCGCCAUGCGCACCGGUGGCAUCAUCGAGCUGACGGACGAGAACGACUUCCACGCCAACGGCACGGACGUGGGCUUCGAGCUGAACGGCACGGGCAGUCUCUGGAGCAAGCCCACGCCGCCCAGCAUCACACCCACCCCGGGCCGCAAGCCCUUCUGCAACUACCGCAACGACAGCUCCAGCUCGCUGGGCAGCGCCUCCACCGACUCCUACUUCGGGGGCGGCACCGGGGGGGGCGGCAGCGCCCGCCUGGCCGACUACAGCCCCCCGAGCCCGGCGCUGAGCUUCUCGCACAACGGCAACAACAACAACAACAGCGCCAACGGCUACGUGUACGGCGGGGGCGGCGGCGGCGACGUCCUCUCCUCCCCGGACUGCUGCUCCGAGCUGCCCUUCGACUCGCCGCCCGGCUUCGACCUGGCGCCCGCCCCGCCGCCCGGGGCCGCCCUCCUCUGGCCGCAGUUCGAGCGCGGCCCCGCCGCGCCGCCCUCGCCCGCACCCUCGCCCGCCGCCGCCUUCCCGGGCGCCGCGCCCGCCAAUGCCAACCUGGCGCUGCUGGUGAGCGGCCCCCGGCGCGGCGCCGCCCCGCCCCCGGCGCGGCUCUCCCCGCCCCUGCACGGCAGCGCGGCCGGUACCGAGCACCCGCUGGCGCGGCGGGUGCGCAGCGACCCCGGCGGGCGGCUGCUGGCCGCCUCCUACCCGCUGUACGCCAACGGGCUGGGCGCCCACCUGCCCGGGCUGCCCUCCGACUCCUCCGCCUCCUCCUCCUCCUCCUCCAGCUCCUCGUCCAGCUCCUCCUGCUCCUCCUCUGGCGUGCGGCGGAAGGGCAGCCGCGACUGCUCGGUGUGCUUCGAGAGCGAGGUGAUCGCGGCGCUGGUGCCCUGCGGCCACAACCUCUUCUGCAUGGAGUGCGCCAACCGCAUCUGCGAGAAGACGGAGCCGCAGUGCCCCGUGUGCCACAGCGCCGUCACCCAGGCCAUCCGCAUCUUCUCCUGAGCGCCGCGGGCGGGGGGCACGAAGCGGGGGGGGCCGGCGGGGCCGGGGCUGCCGCCCGCCGAGGGGUGCGGGCUGCGGCCGAGGGAGGGCUGGGGGGUGGUGUGACAGCGGGUGCAUGCUAUAAAUAAUAACGGGCGACUCCAUUCUAGUGCUAGGCUAGUUUUUACACUGUACUUUAAUACGAAGCUUCCAAAACUCCCCUUUUUUUAUAAACAAACAAACAGGAAAAAAAAAAAAAACAGAAAAAAAAAUUGAAAGUAGAAGAUGCUUAUGAUGAUGACAAUGGUGUGUGGACUGUUAGUAAAACGUGCUGGUAGUUCUAGGAUGCUUAUUACAAAAUAAUUAAAUCUAUGGGUGGAUACUUUUCUGAAUGUUCUUGAAAGGGCAAGAAGUUCCUGUGAAAAACCAUGAUACUGCAGCUUUAUCAGACUUUAAAAAAGAAAAAAAGAAAAAAAAAAACAACAAAC
Messenger RNA from Cinclus cinclus, 2446 nucleotides. It is a transcript of the gene MEX3B, whose product is annotated as mex-3 RNA binding family member B. Bases 309 to 1979 code for a protein of 556 amino acids. Gene Ontology annotation, molecular function: RNA binding. The record is from RefSeq and is a predicted model, not a curated record. NCBI's taxonomy places the organism in Eukaryota, Metazoa, Chordata, Aves, Passeriformes, Cinclidae. The transcript has 2 exons.